Messenger RNA from Gymnogyps californianus (California condor), 4670 nucleotides. It is a transcript of the gene FGFR3, whose product is annotated as fibroblast growth factor receptor 3. Gene Ontology annotation, molecular function: fibroblast growth factor binding; fibroblast growth factor receptor activity; ATP binding. NCBI's taxonomy places the organism in Eukaryota, Metazoa, Chordata, Aves, Accipitriformes, Cathartidae. The record is from RefSeq and is a predicted model, not a curated record. Bases 1 to 2487 code for a protein of 828 amino acids. Gene Ontology annotation, cellular component: membrane; signaling receptor complex. Gene Ontology annotation, biological process: multicellular organism development; positive regulation of MAPK cascade; positive regulation of kinase activity. The transcript has 17 exons.
AUGUCUGAGGCGGGCGGUGCGGCGGCGGCCGCGCUGCCCCGGCGCCGCGCCGGAGGCAUGCGGGCGGCCUGGGGCUCCGUCUGGUGCCUGUGCCUGGCGGCGGCCGUCGGCGGGAUGCCGGCGGCGCGGCGGGGCGGCGGCGCGGCGGCGGAGAGGAGCGGCGGGCAGCCGGCAGAAUACUUGAGGAGCGAGACCGCCUUUCUGGAAGAGUUGGUGUUUGGAAGUGGAGAUACCAUUGAACUUUCCUGUAACACCCAAGGCUCUUCUGUGUCUGUUUUCUGGUUUAAAGAUGGUAUCGGGAUUGCACCUACCAACAGAACUCAUAUUGGACAAAAACUGUUGAAGAUAAUCAAUGUGUCAUAUGAUGACUCGGGGCUGUACAGUUGCAAGCCAAGGCAUUCCAACGAGGUCCUGGGAAACUUUACAGUCAGAGUUACAGAUUCCCCUUCGUCGGGUGAUGAUGAAGAUGAUGACGAUGAGUCAGAAGAUACAGGUGUCCCUUUCUGGACCCGGCCAGAUAAGAUGGAGAAGAAACUGCUGGCAGUUCCUGCCGCCAACACCGUUCGCUUCCGAUGUCCGGCAGGUGGAAACCCAACUCCUUCCAUCUACUGGCUGAAAAAUGGCAAGGAGUUCAAAGGAGAGCAUAGGAUUGGGGGCAUCAAGUUGCGACACCAGCAGUGGAGCUUGGUGAUGGAGAGUGUUGUGCCGUCAGAUCGAGGAAAUUACACCUGUGUUGUGGAGAACAAAUAUGGCAACAUUAGGCACACGUACCAGCUUGAUGUAUUAGAAAGGUCACCCCACCGACCAAUCCUGCAAGCAGGGCUCCCUGCCAACCAGACCGUGGUGGUAGGGAGCAAUGUGGAGUUUCACUGCAAGGUCUACAGCGAUGCCCAGCCUCACAUCCAGUGGCUGAAACACGUGGAAGUCAAUGGCAGCAAAUAUGGACCUGAUGGGACGCCCUAUGUCACUGUGCUGAAGACGGCAGGUGUUAACACAACGGAUAAGGAGCUAGAGAUUCUGUACUUGCGAAAUGUUACUUUUGAGGAUGCUGGGGAAUAUACUUGUCUCGCAGGGAAUUCUAUUGGGUUCUCACAUCACUCUGCUUGGCUGACGGUGCUACCAGCGGAGGAGCUCAUGGAAAUGGAUGAUUCAGGCUCAGUGUACGCUGGCAUUCUCAGUUACGGCACUGGCUUUGUUCUCUUCAUCCUGGUGCUGGUCAUUGUGAUUAUCUGCAGGAUGAAAAUGCCAAACAAAAAAGCCAUGAACACCCCCACUGUACAGAAAGUCUCCAAAUUUCCACUCAAGAGACAGCAGGUGUCGUUGGAGUCCAACUCUUCCAUGAAUUCCAACACGCCCCUGGUCCGGAUCACUCGUCUCUCCUCCAGCGACGGGCCGAUGCUGGCCAACGUCUCCGAGCUGGAACUGCCUCCUGAUCCCAAGUGGGAAUUGGCACGCUCUCGGCUGACCCUGGGGAAGCCGCUCGGCGAGGGGUGUUUUGGCCAAGUGGUGAUGGCAGAAGCAAUUGGGAUUGAUAAGGACAAGCCAAACAAGGCUAUCACGGUUGCUGUCAAGAUGUUAAAAGAUGAUGCCACAGACAAGGACCUUUCUGAUCUGGUCUCUGAGAUGGAAAUGAUGAAAAUGAUUGGGAAGCAUAAAAACAUUAUUAACCUCCUCGGUGCCUGCACACAGGACGGACCGCUUUAUGUGUUGGUGGAAUAUGCGUCGAAGGGGAACUUGCGGGAAUACCUCAGGGCACGUCGCCCACCUGGCAUGGACUAUUCCUUCGACACCUGCAAGCUGCCCGAGGAGCAGUUGACAUUUAAAGACUUGGUUUCCUGCGCCUACCAGGUGGCCCGGGGCAUGGAGUACUUGGCAUCUCAGAAAUGCAUUCAUCGCGACUUGGCAGCCAGGAACGUGUUAGUCACUGAAGACAAUGUGAUGAAAAUAGCUGAUUUUGGCCUCGCUAGAGACGUUCACAACAUCGACUAUUACAAGAAAACCACCAAUGGUCGGCUGCCUGUGAAAUGGAUGGCUCCAGAAGCCUUGUUUGACCGGGUCUAUACUCACCAGAGCGAUGUCUGGUCUUUUGGAGUGCUACUAUGGGAGAUCUUCACUUUGGGAGGGUCUCCGUACCCGGGAAUUCCUGUUGAGGAACUCUUCAAACUCUUGAAGGAAGGCCAUCGGAUGGACAAACCCGCAAACUGCACCCAUGAUUUGUACAUGAUCAUGCGGGAGUGCUGGCAUGCCGUCCCCUCGCAGCGGCCCACCUUCAAGCAGCUGGUGGAAGACCUGGACAGGGUCCUCACCGUGACGUCCACCGACGAGUACCUGGACCUCUCGGUGCCCUUCGAGCAGUACUCACCAGCCGGCCAGGACACCCACAGCACCUGCUCCUCGGGGGAUGACUCGGUCUUUGCACAUGACCUGCUGCCCGAUGAGCCCUGCCUGCCCAAGCACCCCCCUUGCAACGGCGUCAUCCGGACGUGAGGACCCCUCCGGGCGGACGGACAGACAGAUAGACGGGCAGGCAGCGUGCCCAUGGAGGCGCGAACGUGGGGCGCCGAGGACGAAACCGUAGUGAAGGAUCUUCCAGUGGAACUGCGUGGUGGUGCCCGGAGAUUUGUGUUGUCGAGCUGUUCAGGGUAAAAAGGAAAAAAAAUUAACUUUUUUUUGGUUGGUUUUUUUGUUGGUUUUUUUUUCCCCGUUUGCUGUAUAAAAAGUCAAGAAGCACUGUUUGGCCUGAAGGAACUAAUCUAUUGCCAAGAUGAUCUAUCAUAUAUGAUUUUUUUUUUUGGUUUAUUUUUCAUUUGGCGUUUUUUUUUUUGUUACUAAGCAGAAUGUUGAACCUGGGGGAUGCUGACCUCCCAGCCUCCGCACUUGCGUUUCGAGUGCCAGAGUAGCCGUUCUGUGCCUGCAAUACGAAGAAGAGAAAAAAAAGAUCUUCCUUUUUUUAAAAAAAAAAAACACAAACAAAAAAAAAGUGUAAAGAAUGUAGAAAUUCUUUGCUUAUGCAAUCUGUACAUGAACCUUUUUGGUGGAGCUGAAAAGCCACGUUGCCUGCAGGGAUUCAUAUAUUUAUAAAAAUAUCUAUAUUUUUGUUGUCGUCGUUUUUAUAGCUUCAUGAUCAUACUGCCCAGCUACAUAGAAGGAAUCCUUUUUGGAAGAAGAAAAAAAAAAUCAAGUAAAAUGCAAAUCAUCAUGGAGAAAGGAAAAAAAAAAAAAUAUAAAAAGACGGUCAAGUCAUCUGAAAUGGCGGCGCUUUGGCCGGGCUCGGCGGCCGCCGGCCCUUGCACUGGGCUGGGAGCGAUGGGGCCGUGCCGAGGCGGGAGCAGCCCCCAGGGACGGGCAGAGACCCAGCGGCGGCCGUGGGGGUCCCCGGGGAGGAGAGCAUCACCCAUCUGAGAGCGGCGGGGGACCUGGCUUCUGGGUGCCCACACGGCAUCUCAAGCCACAUCCCAACCUUUGGGAACAGCCGUUUUGGGGAAAAAAGUCUUGCUUUUGGGGGUUUGCAUAUUGUUGCUUGCCAAGGGUGAGCGGGAGGGGAGCAGCUCCUCCAUCCACCCCUCGACGCCAGCGGUUUGGCUCCAUCUAUGUGCAGUGACUCGGAGAAAGAAGUUACGGGUACCUGUAGGCAAGAGCCUUUAACUUAUAUCAAAAAGGUUUAUUCCAGAGAAUCUGUGUAUAUAUCUAUAAAUAUAUCCUGUAUAUAUAUAAAUAAAUAUAUUAAAAAAAAAGAAUGUAUAAUACUAAUGCAACAUAAAGCAGUACUGAGAGAGAGUCUCAAAAUAUGAGCAUUGCAAUCUAGGAUAUACUGAUCUGGGCAAAAGAAAAGAUUUUUUGUUUGUUUGUUUUAUAUCUUCACAGUUUUGUUUUAAAAAUUGUACCUUAACAUGUAUAUUUGUAAAGUUAUUUAUAGACAUUAACAUAUCUGUUCAUCGGUUUAAAUAGCGUAGCGUUACUGUAAACUUUAAAUUUCACCGAGCUUAAGGGUGUUUUUCUUAACUUAUUAAAAAUGGAGAAAAAAUAUAUUAAUCAAGUUUUUCUUUUGUGUUUAUGGGAAAUAUUGAAAGAAUGUAUAGAUGUACAGUCCUUUAACAAAUUACAUUUAAUGUUAUAAAUAUAUAUAUAUGUAUUCAUUAAAAAAAUAUUAGUUUAUCCUGGAUUGCAGUGAGCAAAGGUAAGUUUAUUUUUCAAUACAUCACCAGUGGUUAAACCAAACAAAUAGCAGCAGAGAGAUGAUUUUUACAUAUUUCAGAAAAACAGGGCCAAGAAUUCUUCCAUCAGUUUAACCACUGUGCGUUAAGGGGGCGUGGGUGUUUAUUUUUCUAUUUUCAAAUGAAGGUAUUCUUUGUGGUCGAUUUAAUAAGUAUGCAGCAAAGCGAAAUGUUGACUUUGGAUGAUGCGGGGUAAUUUUUUUUUCCCCAUGCCAGUACCGUUGUAUUUUGGGCUUCAGAAAUGCCAUGUGAGCAAAAUAGCAAGAAGAGUGACACUGUUUGCAGGAGAGGUGCAACGACUGCGUAAUUCUUUUGCACCUAACACAUUGGAAAAUGCCAGUGAUGCCUGAUUUUCUGUGUUUAAAAUGCUGUGCUGUUUUCUUUGUCAGUGUCAGGUAGCUGUUUAAAACCACAGGAGUGAACUAGGGAAUUUUAGCGUGGAUCAAGCUGACAAGG